Molecule: messenger RNA, 1433 nt
Organism: Camelina sativa (false flax)
Lineage: Eukaryota; Viridiplantae; Streptophyta; Magnoliopsida; Brassicales; Brassicaceae
Biological process (GO): regulation of gene expression
Cellular component (GO): peroxisome
Source: RefSeq, a predicted model, not a curated record
AUCUGUCUAGUGAAGAACAUCAUCAUGAUGUUCUUCACGAGAUGGCUACAAGAUGGAUGCCUCCUGAUCCGGACGACGACGCUGCUGUGGUGCAUUCGCCGGCAAAUGCGAUGCUGACGAACUAUGCACCUCCACCUCCUCAUGUGAUAGACUGGGAGGUUGCAAAGGUUGUGGGUGAGACAGUGGUCUUUUGGGACAUCAAUUCGUGUCCCGUUCCCCCUGGCUUUGAUGCUAGUCUGGUCGGUCUGUGCAUCAAACGGUUCUUGAAGAAAGAAGGCUACUCUGGUCAUGUCACCAUCGAAGCCAUUGGCGUUCUAGCAGACGUCCCUAAUGACACUCUGGAAAAAGUCUAUUCCGGUGGAAUCACUCUUCAUAACGUCCCCUACGGUCCCUCAGACACUGUGAAGCUCGUUUUUGAGCGUUCCAAUAGCCCUGGUCCUCUAUGCAACAUAAUGGUCAUAUCCAAUGCCAAAAUCUUUGCUUGGGAGUAAGUCUCAAACAUUGAGAUGCAACCUUCUAAAGCCGUUUCCAUUGAUUCUCUUCAUCGCUUUUGUGUGGCAGACUCAGGUGAAGUUGAGGAGGAUCAGUGCAGUGAAACGGGUGAGUCUGCUUUCUUGAUUUGCUCAUUAUGCAACUACCAUAGUCUUCCCUUCCACAGAUUUAGAAGUUUCGCCAUGCAUCUCUCCAGUAGACGCCAUCAACAGAAGUUGUCGGAGCUGUUGCCCAUAAGUAAGCAACUCCAGUGCCUGAGUGCACCACUGAGUGAGCCUCCUGAGAAAGACCUGGGGGCUGUAACAUCGGUCUUUUGGGACAUCAAUAUGUGUCCGGUUCCACCAGGCUGUGUUCCUCGUCGCGUAGGUCCAUGUAUUAAACAGUUUUUGGAGAAUAAAGGCUACUCUGGUCCUCUCACCAUCACUGCCAUUGGCGUACUAACAGACGUCCCUAAUGACAUUCUGGAAGGAGUCUAUUCCAGUGGAAUCUCUCUUAAUAACAUCGCCUCUGGGUUUUUUGCCACUGUUGAUCGUCUAAUUUGUGAGUUUACGGUUGGGAAUCCACCUCCAGCUAAUCUAAUGGUCAUAUCCGACGCAAAAUCCUUCACUUCUGAUGAUGCAUUCUCGCUAGAAUCGAGGGGAUACAACAUUCUUCAGCCGGUUCCAUGUGAUUCUCUUGAAAGAUUUUUCUUGGCAGCUUCAGAGGCACUUGAGGAGGAUAAUGAAACUUGUGAAUAUGCCUUCUGGAUUUGCUCGGUAUGCGACGAUCUUCAUGGCCAAGGGUUUGGAAAUUUUACCACUCACGUUACUAGUUGGUCACACAAGCGGAAGCUGUUGGACUGGUUGCGUGGGAAUGCUCGGUUUCUUCGUAAGGAGUGUGCUCCCAACCAUGGUGACCAAGCUACUAGCGAAAGUGGAAUAAGGAGAAGUAGAGAAACAUGA